Sphaeramia orbicularis (orbiculate cardinalfish) is the source of this 1582-nucleotide messenger RNA. It is a transcript of the gene arpc2, whose product is annotated as actin related protein 2/3 complex, subunit 2. NCBI's taxonomy places the organism in Eukaryota, Metazoa, Chordata, Actinopteri, Kurtiformes, Apogonidae. Gene Ontology annotation, cellular component: Arp2/3 protein complex; actin cytoskeleton. The record is from RefSeq and is a predicted model, not a curated record. The coding region runs from base 142 to 1041 and encodes 299 amino acids. Gene Ontology annotation, biological process: actin filament polymerization; Arp2/3 complex-mediated actin nucleation. Gene Ontology annotation, molecular function: actin filament binding; structural constituent of cytoskeleton. The transcript has 10 exons.
AAUACGCGGAAGUGACAGGCGGAAGCAGCCUCGACGGAAGCGGUUUAGUCUGUCAGGGGAGGAAAUUUUUGCAGAAUUUGCCACAAAGAGGUUUAUCCCAUCAAAUCAUUCCCCCUCUCCUCGACAUAAGCGGCUGCUGCGAUGAUCCUGUUAGAAAUCAAUAACCGCAUUAUAGAAGAGACAUUGACGUUGAAGUUCGACGGCGCAUCCAACGGAACCAAGCCAGAGGCCGUUGAAGUGACUUUUGCGGAUUUUGAUGGCGUCCUGUACCACAUCUCUAACCCUAACGGGGACAAGACCAAAGUGAUGGUCAGCAUCUCCCUCAAGUUCUACAAGGAGCUGCAGGAACAUGGAGCUGACGAGCUGCUCAAGAGAGUUUACGGAAGUUUCCUGGUUUCACCUGAAUCUGGCUAUAAUGUGUCCCUCCUCUAUGACCUGGAUGCACUACCAGCCAACAAAGAUGAGGUUAUCCACCAGGCAGGGAUGCUGAAGAGGAACUGCUUCGCUUCAGUGUUCGAAAAAUAUUUCAAGUUCCAGGAAGAGGGCAAAGAGGGCGAGAAGAGAGCUGUCGUCCACUACAGAGAUGAUGAGUCCAUGUAUGUGGAGGCCAAGAAAGACAGAGUGACUGUGGUUUUCAGCACAGUGUUCAAAGACGACGAUGAUGUCAUCAUUGGUAAAGUCUUCAUGCAGGAGUUCAAAGAGGGUCGGCGAGCCAGCCACACUGCCCCCCAGGUGCUGUUCAGCCACAGGGAGCCUCCCCUGGAGCUGAAGGACACGGAUGCCGCCAUCGGAGACAACAUCGGAUACAUCACCUUUGUGCUGUUCCCACGUCACACCAAUGCCAAUGCUAGAGACAACACCAUCAACCUCAUCCACACCUUCAGGGACUACCUGCACUACCACAUAAAGUGCUCCAAGGCCUACAUUCACACACGUAUGAGGGCCAAGACGUCAGACUUCCUCAAGGUGCUGAACCGCGCUCGACCUGACGCUGAGAAGAAAGAGAUGAAGACCAUCUCCGGAAAGACUUUCUCCCGCUGAGACCCGACCCUCCUCUCCCAUCAGAUUAAUCCAAACGCGCCGCACUCGGACUCAAAACGCCAUCGGACAGGACUCCAGGAUGCCUCGAAAAGCCCCUCCCAGCCGCUAAAAUGUGUCCACUUGUUUGUUGUGUAAAUGAAUAAUAAUGUUGGCUGUAUUUACUGAAAGCCAAGUCUCAAGAUAAUGGAAAUGGGCAUUCCUUGCUUUGCAGAGUAAAAGAGAAUUAAUAGUCCUAUAUAAAUAUAUAUAUGAAAAAAUGACAUUUUUGAUACGAUAUCUUUUACUCCAUUUGGUACUCUUGCUUGACCCUCAACCCUUACCAUGCAACAUCCAUGUAUGGAUAUUUUCAACCCCUCUCCCUCCCCGUCUUUGUGCUUUCAUGUCGUCUGUACCAUUGUCAUUUGGAAAAAAUGAAAUAAAUCACUCUUACAAAAAUACAUCCUGGUGCUUUGUUUGAGUGGCUUUAUCAUGCCUGUGCAACCACUGAUGUUAAUAUAAUGAGACCUGUUGUAAUUUAUUUUGUGGCAAUAUUACAGGUAAA